This is a messenger RNA of Coregonus clupeaformis (lake whitefish), 2325 nucleotides long. Its product is annotated as SERTA domain-containing protein 3. Gene Ontology annotation, cellular component: nucleus. The transcript has 2 exons. Bases 306 to 1046 code for a protein of 246 amino acids. Gene Ontology annotation, molecular function: transcription regulator activity. The record is from RefSeq and is a predicted model, not a curated record. NCBI's taxonomy places the organism in Eukaryota, Metazoa, Chordata, Actinopteri, Salmoniformes, Salmonidae.
ACUAAGAAAUAAUUUUUCACUUCUCUCAUUGACUUAUCAAACCCCGGCCUGGUCUGUUGGUCAGAUUUUGGCAAGAGUGAAACCUCUCCUUUCGUCUCUUCAUCUCUAGUGAAACUUACAUCUCGGGCGGGAACAUGUUUUCUUUUUAAAUUAGUUUGCCGGUGGGUUUUGUACCGAGCCGCCGAGCUAGGCAAAAACAUAUUUAAAAAAGUGUACCUAACAGCAUUCAUUACUUUUGUAUAUCGAAAAGAUAACUGAAGACAGACGAACAGUUGCGUACGACAGCUAACUACGUUAGGUCGAGGAUGAAAUCCAAGGGACAGAAGCGCAAACUCGAUGAUGUCGUGGGGUGCAUGUGUAGCUGCACUUGGGAAAGCCAGCGGCAGUCAGUGCUCGGCAUCUCCCUUGACAAGUACCACCGCGGGCAGGAGCUGAUGGAGCCUAGUUUGCGCAGCUCCGUGUUGAUAGCCAACACCCUGCGGCACAUACACCUAGAAAACAAGCCUCCAUAUGAGUUAGUUAACCUGGCAGGACCAGUGCCACCCAUGGUCCCAUCUAAACCCUGCCUCCACAGGGAGUCUGGUCUGGGUGUUGUAAACAGUGCCUCAGGUGUCGAGGACAUGGAGGAUGUCUGGAUGUCCUCAGAGAGUGACUUCUCCGUGUCAGCUGCUGUCUCCUCCAUUCUGAAAGAACUAGACUUGACUGUCGAUGGAGGGCUAGGUCCUCAGGCACCUCAGAGGACACCUUUCAGGUCCAUUGAGAACCUACCUGGAGACCUGGGGCUCAAACGAAGCUCUGAGGGGUGUAGAACCUCAGAGGGGGCGGCUUUUGGUAGUGUGGAGGAGGUAAUGUGUUCCAGCUACCUGCAGGAUGUGAAACUGGAUGAACUUUUCCAUGACAUCGACACGUCUGUGUUUGACAGGGAGAUGGGGGUCCAAGCACUCUCUGCUGCAGCCAGUGACGAGCUGCUUAAGUACUUACCCUCUCUGUCCUCCGUUCUGUCCACUUCACCCUCUCCCUUCUCCCCCAGAGCUUCAGGGACCUGAAUGAGCUGGAGCACAUCAUGGAAAUAUUGGUAGAGUCUUGAUCACCAGAACUUUGAGGAAAUUAAGACAUUAUAAAGAGAACAAGACAUUGAAAUUGAGUGUUUACUCUGUCCAGUUGAUUACAUGGUUUAAUGACUGAAAUGCGCUGUUUUUAUACAAAAGAAGAAAAAGCUGAAUGAGAGACUAGCCUACUUUUUCUAGUAGUGGUGUUUUAAAUGUUAAACGUAAUAUUCCUUAUGCCUAGCUAUAUCAAUAGAUGAUAUUGUAGGAUGUUCCUAAUAGCAAAGCAGUUCAGACUGAUGUCAAAUAAAUUAAUUAGUUGGUAGGAUUGACUCAAACAGUUGGAAUUUUGGAAUAUCAUUACAUACCUCAGGCAUCAAUUGAAUUGAAGGUAAAUUACACAUUUUUUAUGUGAAAAAACACUAACUUGAGGGGAAAUGUCUUCUGUGAAGAAAUCCCCUUCACUGGUCUUACUCCAGUAAGUCGAGGGUCAAUACUGAACACAUUCUCACAUCCUUUAAUAUCACAAAAGUACAACUGAACUACAAUAAUACUGUAUUGAAUUGGUCAGUAUGUUUUGUAGUAGUACCCUACCUUGCCUAACCAGUAUGCAUAAUUAGGCUACAUAUUGAGCUGUGCCACUAGCUUACAGCUAGCUUCAGCCAUUAGGAAAUACAAAUAUUACCUUAACCCGAGUAACUGGCUGUGAAAUGUCAUGAUGCUUACCAGUAGUUCAAUAUCAGAUUAUAACAGCUUAAGUUAAUAUAGAGGAAUUCCUCAGUUUGGUUAUAUCGUGCUCGCAAUGAUGGGGGAAAAAUAGUGUUUGCUUGCAGUAACUUGGUUGUUGUAAUAUCCCAAACGGACGUGGCAGUUUCAUCAUUAAAGAUUUAAUUACGGUCUAUUGUGUGUCAUUUUUAGAAAAUGUCUAACCAGGGUCAUAAAUGGUUCAAAGGAUGAGUUAUUUAUGAAAACUUCAUAUUAAAAUGUUCAGCUAAAUAUGAUCUUUAUGUUCCACAAUGGCAGUUUAUAUAUUUUUUAUUUUAUUCUUGUUUAUAUAAUGUAUUUUGGCUUAAUGCCCUGAAAAAGCAAAUUAUGCUGACAUUUUAUAAUGAAAGACAUGUAAGUGCGCUGUCAAAUUUAUGCAAACACCAUGUUCAUAUUUUUUAUACAUUCUGAAAUUAAAUGGGUUUGUGCUGCAGAACACUAGCAAGCAGCCAGAGAAAAUACUCAAUGUACCGUGCUGACCUCUAGUGGACAUAAGUGUGAGAACAACGCAAGU